CACACGUCGCGUUCACCGAGAGGACGCAGACUCGUUCAUGCUGCACCAGCAAGUCCAGUGGCUGCGCAGCAUCCACGCCUCCAGCCGCCUCCUCUAAUCGACGCCAUUUCGCCUGGCCGAGCACAAACGUCUCCAUGGUGAGAAUCCGGGUCGUGGAGGGUUCAUGCUGGCCUUGCAAGAAGCGCCGCACGAAAUGCGACCUCACCAAGCCUGUCUGUCUACGCUGCGCAAAGUCGGGCGCGAACUGCGACUACAACGCUCAACUGAUCCGAUGGAGCACGCGCCCACCAGUUCGCGCCGCGCCAGGCUUGCAUCAGGGUCUACCGGGGCUGGGUAACAACGGCCUUGAAUGGAGCGAGAAGAGAGCGCUCGACUACUUUCACUGUCGCGUCUGGCCGCUGCUCCAGACAUCCGAGGAGAUCUGCCCCCCGCCUCUCCCCGUCGCUCUCGAACAUCGCGUCGUGCUUCUCGCUGCAUGCGUGCUCUCCGAGUCGCAUCGCAUUCUGCAGAACGGCACUGAUCGGGGCUCCACUUUCAACGUCCGACGACUCGAGUGCCUCGCAGCUAUCAAAUCAGAGAUUGACCAUUGCUGCAGCGAAGGAAGGGGACUCUCAGGUUCCUUGCUUGUGUUGCUCUUCGCUGUGUUACUACUGCACCUGCACGACGGAUUCCUGGAACCUAAUGGGGCCGAUGCGUCGACUGCUAGUCAUCGCCAGGGCGUUACAGCCAUCCUCGCCCAACUCGGUGGCUUUGUCAGUGUUCUACGGUCUGGUCCAGAGCCCAUGCAAAUGUUGCUAGCCGAGUUUGCGUCAGCAGACUUGACGACCGCAAUGCUGCAAGGUACUGCGCCGUCUUAUGCCCCUGAUAUAUGGCAGGCCGUGGACGAAGGCGCCGUGUGGUGGGGACGUGAUCCCCUCGGGCGAGGGUCGCUCGCCACGGUCCUGCGAGAGAUGAGUGCCAUGGCAUUCUACCACGAGUCAAUAGCCCGGGGCGUCGUGGAAUUGUCCAUGGACGAGGUUCGUAACUUUGAAGUGGCAUUUGCGUGGGAGAACAUGCCACGCUCGCCCCAAACCCUCGUGGACGGGGAGGCUAGUCCGCGGGACAAGGCCCACGAUGCUCCUGAUGCCGUCCACGCCAUUGCGUUGAUUCGGUCAUUUCAGUGCGCGGCACUCAUCUUCCUCUAUCGUGCGGUGUGCGGCCUACCGACCCACCACCAUCUUGUGCAGACGAGCGUGCAGUCCUGUUUGGCGUGCAUUUCUGAGAUAUCCAAGCCUUCCAAGGCGCUGCAUUGUAUUCUGUUCCCGCUGUUUGUGGCGGGCGCGCACGCGUUGUCGAGUCAGCAGCGGGCCGAGGUCGUGGAGUUGCUGGAAGUUAUCCGCGAUAAGAUGCGCUUUGCCUCCAUCAAGGCCAUGACGGACUGUGUGAAUGCCGUGUGGGCGCAGCAGCCGACCGAGAUGACCUGGACGGCCAUGUUUUCUCAUUUAGGGGGGCAGGUGCUUAUCCUGUAAAUUCUGUAUCUAAUACAUGAACAUUCUCAAUACGUACAUGGCAACAAAACAGCGUGAGAAAUUCCCAAUGCCAAGACUCUCCAUUUACAGUCUGUGAACAACAAUCACUUGCCUCUCGAGCCCAUGCGGGGAAUCCUCGUGAUCAUCAGCCUGCAUCCGACUCAGGACUCCAAGAAGGAGGGGACGCGUCUUGGGGAGGAUGGCUAUUUUACCCCUUUGGGGAAGAUUCGAGUCCAACGCCACGGGCGUGUCCUUAUGCUCAUCCACCUGGCGAGCCCGGACC
Emericellopsis atlantica is the source of this 1791-nucleotide messenger RNA. RefSeq names its product fungal-specific transcription factor domain-containing protein. Gene Ontology annotation, molecular function: transcription cis-regulatory region binding; zinc ion binding; DNA-binding transcription factor activity, RNA polymerase II-specific. Bases 135 to 1508 code for a protein of 457 amino acids. The transcript has a single exon. The record is from RefSeq and is a predicted model, not a curated record. NCBI's taxonomy places the organism in Eukaryota, Fungi, Ascomycota, Sordariomycetes, Hypocreales, Bionectriaceae. Gene Ontology annotation, cellular component: nucleus. Gene Ontology annotation, biological process: positive regulation of transcription by RNA polymerase II.